Molecule: messenger RNA, 1671 nt
Organism: Hydra vulgaris (swiftwater hydra)
Lineage: Eukaryota; Metazoa; Cnidaria; Hydrozoa; Anthoathecata; Hydridae
Product: sialin
Biological process (GO): transmembrane transport; monoatomic anion transport
Cellular component (GO): membrane
Molecular function (GO): transmembrane transporter activity
Source: RefSeq, a predicted model, not a curated record
AGUUUCAACCUUCUUUAUUUAUUAUUUAUUUAAAUAGCCAAGUUCCUACCACCUAGUGCGCAUGCGACGGAAAUGUAAACAUGGAAAUGUAAACAUAUCAUGUUUUAAAAUGUAAACAUCGGAAAUCAUUCUACCCAGAAAGAUCAAAUACACACACAAUGGGGUGUUAUUUUUCUCAAAGAUAUAUUUUUGCUAUAAUGGCUCAUUUGGGUGUCUUACUCACAUAUGCUUUGCGAGUUAAUAUAAGUGUUGCUUUGGUUGCUAUGGUAUCUACAAAUUCAACAAAUUCAGAUAAAAAAUCAUCUAAUCCAGAAUGCCAUAGUGGAAAAAAUACAACAUCAUCAUUAAAUAAUGGAGAGUUUCAUUGGAAUGAAAAUGAUCAAGGUUUGAUAUUAGCUUCAUUCUUUUAUGGUUAUCUACUUACACAACUUCCUGGUGGAUUUUUAGCAAAUAAAUUUGGUGGAAAAUAUGUAUUUGGAUUUGGGAUGUUAGUUGCAUCUAUUUUUAGUUUGUUAACACCAAUUGCAGCAAAAACAAAUUUUUAUCUUCUUAUUGCUGCUAGAGUUCUCAUGGGAAUUGGAGAAGGAGUAACGCUUCCAGCGUUACAUGCAUUAAUUUCUCAAUGGUCUCCACCAGCUGAUAGAUCUAAAUUUGUUGGUUACACAUUCAGUGGUACAAAUACUGGAACAAUUUUAUCGCUUCCAAUAAGUAGCUUGCUAGCUGGUUCAACUUUUUUGGGUGGUUGGCCUUCUGUUUUUUAUGUUUUUGGUACUCUUGGUAUUGUUUGGUUUUUCUUGUGGCUUUUUUUGGUUUUUAAUAAUCCAAAUGAACAUCCAUACAUACGUGAAGCUGAAAGAAAUUUUUUAAAUAAAAACCAACCGGUCUAUUCUUUGGAAGUUAAGAAUAUGACAGUACCAUGGUUUUCAAUAUUUUCUUCUUUGCAUGUUUGGGCAAUACUGAUUGCUCAUUUUUCCAAUAACUGGGUUUGGUAUAUGGUUCUUACCGGACUUCCAAAAUACUUCAAAGAUGUUCUUGAUUUUAAAUUGACAGAGAAUGGUUUCUUAUCUGCUCUGCCUUUUAUAGCAGCAUUUAUAGUAUCAAUAUUUAUUGGCUGGUUUAGUGAUUUUAUAAGAAAGAAAAAAUGCACAACUACAUUUACUCGAAGAUUCAUAUCUGCGAUUGGUUUCUAUCCAUCUGCUGUAUUUCUUAUUCUUGCAAGUUACUCAAGUUGCUCAAAUAUUGCAUGGUCAGUUUCUUGCAUGGUGCUUGCAACUGCUUUUUUAGCUUUCAAUGGAAGUGGUUAUUUAGUUAACCAUUUAGAUAUAAGUCCAAGGUUUGGUGGCAUUUUGAUGGGUUUAUCUAAUACCCUUGGAACUGUUGCUGGUUGUAUUACACCAUCUGUUACAGGGUAUUUUACUAACGGUGAUCCGUCUUCUAAGAAUUAUAGAAGUGUAUUUUUUAUCGCCGCUGCCAUUUGUUUAUUUGGAGGAACAUUUUUUAUUGCUUUUUUGUCUGGCGAAGUGCAACCAUGGAAUAAUGUCAAUGAUGAAAUAUACAAAAAUUCGCGUUUUUUGGAGGAACAAGAAAAAGAAAAAAAAUAAAUAUGUUUUUUGGAAGAACUAAAUAAAUAUUUUUUUGUUUUUUUAUUUUAAGGCACAAUUAUAAAUUUUC